AUGCUGAAGAGGAAGCAAUUACAUCAAUACAAGCAUCCGUUUGAUCCACAUCCUUUUGAGGCAUUUUGGUGUGGCUCAUGGAAAUCAGUGGAACGCCUGAGAAUUAGUGGUGGAGAUAUUACUGUACAUAUAGAUGAUAAUGGAGUGGUUACCGAGGAGGACAUUCCUAUGUCACAUCUUCGAAUAAAGUCGAGAAAAGCAACAUGCCAUGACUGUACAUCCUUUCUGAGACCUGGAGUUGAGAUAUGUGUGUUCUUCAUCCCCCAGUACUCGAAACGUUCAGAUGAAGAAAAAAAAGAGCCAGUUUGGAUUGAUGCCAAAAUAAGAUCUAUUGAGAGGAAACCUCAUGAUAUUGCAUGUACUUGCCAAUUCUAUGUCAGCUUCUACAUCAACCAAGGCCCUGGUCUUAUGGUGGACAAAAAACUUGGUAAAGAAAUAUGCACGGUAAACAUUGAUCAAAUUUCUGUUCUUCAAAAGCUCGAAUUGAUGCCUUGUGAAACUCAAUAUUACCGUUGGGGCUCCUCCGAGGACAUUUUUUCAUUGCAACAAUAUAAGUUGUUUAAUGGAAAAUUCUCUGCUGAAAUUACAUGGCUUCUUGUUGCAUCUAUUCUGAAACAAACAGCAUUUGAUGUAAGAUCAAUACAUAACCAUGUUGUCUAUGAGAUUUGGGAUAGCAAUCAUGACAAAGAUCAACCAAAUCCUCACAAUGAUUCUUAUGCCGUGAAUUUCAAGGUGGAAAAUGAAAUUUUGACCCCCAUAGUCAUUCAAUAUGUUCCAGCUAGUCUUGAAGCGGAUCCCGAAGGAAAGGAGAUUUUACCUAUGUCCUACUAUGAUCUUAUGGAGUUGCGGAGGUCAAAGCGUCGAAACGUACAGCCAGAACGUUACAUAGGUUGUGAUGAUCCUUAUGAAAUAGAGGUGACUCGAUUAGGUGAAAGAAAGACGUAUUCAUGGGAGUAUGAUGAAAUGCCAUUGGCUUUAUCAGUUCAGGCUGAUAAUGAAUACCAGAAACAUGGUGAUGCUUACAGGAUUUGUUCCGAUAAAAGAGUGUCGAGUGAAAAUAACCUAUUAUGUACCGGCAAUUUCAAAGCAGGUUCAUCCAAAAAUCCAAGACAACAAUCAUUUUCAAGAGAUAAAGGAGCCCAGGAAAACCAACUUGCCAUCAUUCCUCUACUAACCAAUUCACUUCUCCAAGAAGAGAAUCCUCAAUUUGCAAAGUCAGGAGAUCAUCCAAAAGAAAUAGGAGAUUAUUUUUUGAAUUUCUAUGGAAAUGGUUCUCCAACCUUUCAUAGAAAGAAAGUAUCUGAUUCAGACUUCGUGGCUGCGGGAAGUGGAGGUAGUAGAAAGGAUAUUUCUUAUAGGAAGCACCAGACAAAGAGAAACAAUUUUAAUAAGAGGGACUGCUUUUAUAUAAGGGAGAGCAUUUAUGAUGUGAGAAGUUUCAAAAAAGGCUCUGUAAGUGCACAGGUCUGCAGGGAGAUGAUUAAGAGAUGCAUGGAAAAUAUAGAUGCCACUCUCAAAAAUGAACAGGAACAGCCACCGGUAGUUGAUCAGUGGAAAGAGUUCCAGACGGAAAAAUCUUCAAAUAAAAAAGAACCAGAUGAGAAACCCUCAACAAACAAUGAAGAAGAAAUGUCAGAAAUUGAUAUGUUGUGGAAGGAAAUGGAACUAGCAUUGGCAUCAUGGUACCUCCUCGACGCCAAUGAGGAUUCUCAUGUUCAGUCUGCCACUGAAGUGCAAAAGUCAAGUAAAAAUGUAGAAAAAAUUUGCCAACAUGAUUACAGACUCAAUGAACAAAUUGGAACAGUUUGCCGAUUAUGCGGAUAUGUAGACACUGAAAUAAAGGAUGUACUGCCACCCUUUUCCGCAACAAUAAAUUUGAGUUCAAAUAAGGAGCAAAAAACUGAAGAAGAUUCAGAGAAUAAUCGGACUGAAGAUGGUGACGUUGCUAAGUUUAGUAUUCCUACUUCUUCGAGUGCUCCUUCAACGGAAGGGGGAGGAAAUGUUUGGGCCUUGAUACCUGAACUUGGAAGUAAAUUACGAGCCCACCAGAAAAGAGCUUUUGAAUUUCUAUGGCGAAAUAUUGCGGGGUCCUUGAUACCAGCCAGAAUGGAAAAAAAGAAAAAGAGAAGAGGUGGUUGUGUUAUUUCUCAUUCUCCUGGAGCUGGUAAAACUUUGCUCAUCAUUGCAUUUCUUGUGAGUUACUUGAAAUUAUUUCCUGGAUCAAGGCCACUGGUCCUCGCUCCAAAGACAACACUAUACACCUGGUAUAAAGAAAUCAUUAAGUGGGAAGUUCCUAUUCCAGUUUACCAAAUCCAUGGCGGUCAAACAUAUAAAUAUGAGGUGUUGAAGCAGAGAAUGAAAUUAGCUCCUGGUUUGCCCCGUAACCAAGAUGUCAUGCAUGUUGUGGACUGCCUAGAAAAGAUGCAAAGGUGGCUUUCUCAUCCGAGUAUCCUGCUCAUGGGUUACACCUCUUUCUUAACAUUAACCCGAGAAGAUUCAAAUUAUGCUCAUAGGAAAUAUAUGGCACAAUUACUGAAGCAGUGUCCAGGAAUUUUGGUACUCGACGAAGGCCACAACCCAAGAAGUACAAAAUCAAGACUUAGAAAAGCAUUGAUGAAGGUCAACACAGGGCUGAGAGUUUUGCUUUCUGGGACACUGUUUCAGAAUAAUUUUGGUGAAUAUUUUAACACUCUUCUAUUAGCGAGGCCUAGAUUCGUCAAUGAGGUUCUGAAGGAGCUUGAUCCGAAGUACAAGAAGAGAAAGAAAGAUAAACUGACGCGCUUUUCACUAGAGAAUAGGGCACGAAAGCUGUUGAUUGAUAAAAUUUCUAGGAAGAUUGAUUCAAAUGUAGAAGGAGAAAGAGUCCAAGUUCUAAAAACAUUGAAGAAGCUGACUAGUAAAUUCAUAGAUGUACACGAGGGUUCAAGCUCUGACAAUCUCCCAGGUUUACAGUGCUACACAUUGAUGAUGAAGUCCACCAGUCUUCAACAAGAACUCUUAGUAAAGCUUCAGCAUAAUAGGCCUGUAUACAAGGGAUUUCCAUUAGAAUUGGAGCUUUUAAUUACACUAGGGGCAAUCCAUCCUUGGUUGAUUAGAACAACAGCAUGCUCUGGUCAGUACUUCAGCCCUGAGGAGUUGGAGGAUCUUGAGCAAUACAAAUUUGACAUGAGAUCGGGUUCAAAGGUCAGAUUUGUUAUGAGCCUUUUGCCUCGAUGUCUUCUAAGAAAAGAAAAGCUCCUCAUAUUUUGCCAUAAUAUUGCUCCGAUCAAUCUGUUUAUACAAAUAUUUGAGCGAUUCUAUGGGUGGCGAAAGGGUCGCGAAGUGCUGGUGCUUCAAGGUGACAUUGAGCUUUUUGAACGUGGACGGGUAAUGGAUAAAUUUGAGGAGCCAGGGGGACCAUCUAAGGUUAUGCUCGCUUCAAUUACUGCUUGCGCCGAAGGAAUUAGCUUGACUGCUGCAUCACGGGUAAUUUUGCUUGACUCAGAAUGGAAUCCUUCAAAGAGUAAGCAGGCAAUUGCACGAGCCUUUCGACCAGGUCAGAGUAAAGUCGUGUACGUGUACCAGCUUUUGGCCACAGGCACGCUAGAAGAAGAGAAACACGGUCGAACUACAUGGAAGGAGUGGGUUUCAAGUAUGAUAUUUAGUGAAGAACAUGUUGAUGACCCUUCUAAGUGGCAAGCACCGAAAAUUGAGGAUGAACUGCUGAGGGAGAUAGUGGAAGAAGAUCGAGCUGCACUGUUUCAUCGGAUAAUGAAGAAUGAGAAGGCUUCAAAUAUGAUUGGAGCUAAAGACAUUUUGAAAAAAAUGUGA
Fraxinus pennsylvanica is the source of this 3810-nucleotide messenger RNA. NCBI's taxonomy places the organism in Eukaryota, Viridiplantae, Streptophyta, Magnoliopsida, Lamiales, Oleaceae. The record is from the annotation of a GenBank genome assembly.